AUGUUUACAUAACCAUAAUUAGACAUUACCCAUCCUCAUAAUAUUAAUCAUUACUAUAGUAAAUUUUUUCAAUAUCAUACAAAUACUUUUAUUGCUUAAGGUUUUAAAAGAACCAACUAAUAUCAAUCCUUAAUUACAGAACAACAACUUUUAUAAAAAAGAAAUGAAUUUUGGGGUAAUUCUUCAUUUAAUAUUAAGAAACUCGAAUUGAAGGGAAUUAAGAUAUAUGGUAAAUACUCAGAGAUGUAUUAAAUAUGGAUGAAGGCAAUUUUAUAUAUAAUAAAUAGAAAAUGCUUAAAUUACUCUAAAAGAAGCUAAUAUCAUUAUGCCUGAUAAUAAUAUUUAAUUAAUCUAUGAUAUGUUUGGCAACAGAUACGCUAUUCCAAUCUUUGUUAUCAAUUUACCUGUAUCCUAUAUCUAAAAUGAAAAUUACAAUUAAAAUUAUGAGGAAAAGAUUCUUACUGUAAUGGAUUACACAUAUUAUUAUUAGUUUAAAAUUAGGAGUGCAAGAUGGGAAGAUGAUUUACAUGUUACUUAUAACAAUACAAAUAAGAUUGAUUUAUUGAUUAACGAAUUAAAGAUUAAAGAAAAUUUGUAAAAUGUUAGAUUGUUUCUAAAUGGUUAAGAAAUGAUGAAGG
Paramecium sonneborni is the source of this 638-nucleotide messenger RNA. NCBI's taxonomy places the organism in Eukaryota, Ciliophora, Oligohymenophorea, Peniculida, Parameciidae. The record is from the annotation of a GenBank genome assembly.